Molecule: messenger RNA, 1842 nt
Organism: Brugia pahangi
Lineage: Eukaryota; Metazoa; Nematoda; Chromadorea; Rhabditida; Onchocercidae
Source: the annotation of a GenBank genome assembly
AUGACAAAACGCCGGCCAAAAAACAAAAAACCAACGGGUUUGAAUCGUUCUUUAGGGAAUUGCUUAUUAAAUGAGCGUGAAAAAUUACGUCAACAAUGUCGGAAAAGACAACAAGCUUAUAACAGUGAGAAUAUGAUUGAAAUUGACAAGAAUGUGGCACAAAAUGUUGACUCCGUAAUCGAAGAAACAGGUCUAGAAGAAUUUCUGGCCAAGGCGGAGCUUGCUGGAACGAAUUUUGCAGCUGAGAGAGAACAAUUUCGUAUGCUUGAUUUGGAAAGUUCGAAAGUCGUUGUAAAAUCCAUAAAUGCCGCUCAGUCAAUGGAUGAGUUGUAUAAAAAAUAUGGUGACCGAUUACGGAUUCCUCGUCGACCACCGAAGGAAGCAUGUGAAACGGUGGAUGAUUUAAUACGAUUAGAAAAUGAGUAUUUUCUGGAAUGGCGUAAAAAUCUUGCUGAUUUACAAGAGAAUAAUGGUGUAUUGUUAACUCCAUUUGAGAGGAAUCUGGAGCUGUGGAGACAACUUUGGCGAGUCAUUGAACGGAGUGAUAUUGUUGUUCAAAUUCUGGAUGCUCGUAAUCCAUUACUAUUUCGGAAUUUGGAUCUCGAAGCGUAUAUUAAGGAAUGUGAUAUUGCGAAGCAAAGUAUAUACUUGAUCAAUAAAAUUGAUUUAUUGUCGAAAGAACAAAUGGAGUCCUGGAGGAAGUGGUUCAUCGAAAAUGAUAUAGAUGCUGUUUUUUGGUCGGCUUUGGAGCCAGAAGCUAACUGUGCUGGGAUUAUGGAGAUGAAUACACAUGACGGAAGUGAAUUAUCUGAUAGUGCAGAUGGAAGUGAAAAGAAAAUAGGAAAUAGAGAACAAGAUUCCGAUGGGUCAUUCAACGAUAUAAAUGAAGGCGACGAUGAUGAUAAACAUAACCAUAGUUGUAGAACAAGGCUAUCACAAAAUAUUGAUGUUUCAGAACAAAAAAUUCCAAUUAUACAUUGCGCUGCGGAGUUGAUAUUGUUUUUAAAAUCUCGAGCUCAUAUCAUAGAAAGGCGUCCUUUUGUUGUUGGAAUGGUUGGUUAUCCAAAUGUUGGUAAAAGUUCUACGAUAAAUAAGUUAUUGGAUCGGAAGAAAGUAUCAGUAUCAGCUACGCCUGGGAAAACUCGCCACCUUCAAACAUUAGUGGUUGAUGAGGAGCUUACUCUAUGUGACUGUCCAGGACUUGUGAUGCCAUCAUUUGCAUUAAGCCGAAGUGAAAUGAUUUUAAAUGGAAUUCUUUCGAUUGAUCAUAUGCACGAAUACUUAUCACCUGUUGAAUUACUGUUGACACGGGUCCCGCGAAGAUAUUUUGAGAAAAUUUAUUCGGUAAUGUUGACGAGUACUGCCGAUGAUGAUAGUAAUGAGGAAGCAUUACUUAGUGCGCAUGAUCUGCUUACAGCAGUUGCAUUUAUUAGAGGCUAUAUGUCAUCGUCUGGUGUAGCGGAUUGUUCACGAGCAGCACGUUUAAUACUGAAAGAUGUUGUAAAUGGUAAAGUGAAAUGGGUUGCUGCACCACCAGAUGUAGACCAAAAGGAAUUUGAUAAGCUAACAUACGAUGUUUUGAAUGAAGCAAGUUCAGUGAAAUCGAAGCUUAAUAGUGGCAUUAUGCAGCAGCUGGAAAAGCGUCAUUUGUUACAAGAUAUGAAACCAUCAGACAAGUUGCUGGACAAACAAUUUUUUCUUGGUUCAAACAGUCAGGUCCAUGUUCGUUCUUUGCGUUCAGUGCCGAAUUUUGCUUCAUCGCAAAGAGAUGAAAUUCGACCAUCAAAGAAACAUUUCAAUAAAAGUAAACGCGAGAAAUUACGAAGGAUUUUUGUUGAUUAA